Alnus glutinosa is the source of this 723-nucleotide messenger RNA. RefSeq lists its product as uncharacterized. Gene Ontology annotation, biological process: endoplasmic reticulum to Golgi vesicle-mediated transport. The coding region runs from base 98 to 541 and encodes 147 amino acids. Lineage: Eukaryota; Viridiplantae; Streptophyta; Magnoliopsida; Fagales; Betulaceae. Gene Ontology annotation, cellular component: TRAPP complex; nucleus; cytoplasm. The transcript is spliced from 5 exons. The record is from RefSeq and is a predicted model, not a curated record.
AACUGUUUGGGCCUGCUGGGCCAUCACAAGGCCUACACAAUAGACCAGGACACACUUUUCAUUAGCUCCAGACGGAAAACAUAGCUACUCUUUACGUAUGCCGGAGAAGAUGAUCGUCUGCGUCGCUGUUGUCGGUCACCAGAACAACCCGCUUUACAUACAGAGCUUCACCGAGGCCGACGACGCCCUCAAGCUCCACCACAUCGUUCACUGCUCCCUCGACGUCGUCGACGAGCGAGUGAACAAUCCGAAGAAAUCUGGAUCGCCACUGAAUGAGACAUUUCUGGGUCUGCUGUACCCGACCGAGAAUUACAAAGUGUACGGGUAUCUGACUAAUACAAAGGUGAAGUUUAUCGUGGUGACAACGGAUCUAGAUGUCAGAGAUGCGGAUGUUCGAAAUUUUUUCAGGAGGUUCCAUGCUGCAUAUGUAGAUGCGGUUUCAAACCCAUUUCAUGUGCCAGGUAAAAAAAUAAUGUCCAGAACUUUUGCAGAAAGGGUCAGCUCCAUAGUCAAAUCGUUUGGGUUGAGUUCAGCUGGAUGAAAGACUGCCGCCAGCAGAAACUAAACCUAUAUGAACUUUCUUUUGUAAAACUUGUUGAAUAUGUUGUGUUUCUUUUGCACUGCUUUUCUUUUCUCCUAGGAGUUGGAUUUAGGUAACCUCAUUCAUGUGAAUCUUGGGAAAUUUUUGAAAGAUUAUAACAUUUAUCUUUCUGUAGAACUUCA